CCCGCUCCGCCGCUAUCUCCAGCGCCCGUCCGGAGGUUUUCACCUGGGACACGGUAAAAAUGGAAGUUUGGGUGCGGAAUCCAGAGGCUCAGCCCCGCCUCCCAGAGCUGCGGGCGGGGGCGGCAGGGCGCUUAUCCCGGGCCGGGACCCAGUCGGCGUGGCGCACCGUACUGCUGCGGGCAGGACAUGAUAGAUAGAAGAGAAUCCUGCACCAGGACAGAUACCUAUGACCUACCUAAGCUACUUUGCUUAUGUGUUGGAAGAAUGGAUUGCAGUGGAGUACUUGAAGAAAUAUUUUUUCCACAUAGUCAUCAUAUCAGUGACAAUUAGUGCAAUAUUAGUUUUUUUUAUAGUUCCUUUAACAAUCCUCUUUUUCAUUUACCUUACUAACGUGUUGCUUAUAAUAUAUCAGAGGAAUGGCGAGGUAAAAGCAGAUCCCUUGAGUGAUGUUUGGGACAGUGCAAGGAAAACUGUGGCAAGCUUCUGGGAUAUAUAUGCAAGAAUAUGGCAUGGUUAUGAACUUCACGGUGUAGAAAACCUACCAGAAGGACCAGGCAUUGUUGUUUAUUACCAUGGAGCUAUUCCGAUAGACUACCUCUACUUUUUAUCUAGGCUAUUUCUCUGGAAGAAGAGACUUUGUCUGUCUGUAGCUGAUCAUUUUGUCUUUCGUUUACCAGGGCUCAAAUUAUUACUGGAAGUGACUGGUGUUAUGCCAGGUACAAGGGAGGAGUGUCUCAGUGCACUGAAGAAUGGACACUUGGUGUCUAUUUCACCAGGUGGAGUUAGAGAAGCCCUAUUCAGUGAUGAAAGUUACCAACUCAUGUGGGGAAAUCGAAAAGGCUUUGCUCAGGUUGCUCUAGAUGCGAAAGUGCCUAUCAUUCCAAUGUAUACUCAAAAUGUCCGGGAGGGAUACAGGAUGUUUAAAGAACGAAGAUUUUUCAGACAACUGUAUGAAAGUACUCGAUUGCCAUUCACUCCUCCAUAUGGAGGACUUCCAGUUAAAUUUCGCACAUACAUAGGGGAGCCAAUACCUUAUGAUCCGAAUAUAACUACAGAUGAACUGGUUGAAAAGACAAAGACUGCAGUCCAGGCUCUAAUAAAGAAGCACCAAACAAUCCCAGGCAGCAUAUGGAAGGCUUUAUUGGACAGAUUUGAUAAGCAUUGUAAAACUGAUUAGAAUACUGAAGUUUAUUUUACUGUUUUUACAGCAUGCAGUAAAAGACAGUGUCCUACAGCAGCGAUGACUAAUUGAUGUUUAACCAGUUUAAUUUACAAGCUUCUAUAAUCAACAGAAGAAAACAAAGAACCUCUUGAAGAUUCCCCCGUUUAAGCUCUCUUGCUCUUUGAGAAUAUUCUUGAAGUCAGGAAGAGUGGGCCUUUCAAUUAGAAAACUUACAUAUAAUGGGCAAUGCAAGUACAAAAUUUCCCAAAUGGAGAUCAUGUGGCCAGUUUGUGACAGGUUCCUAAAACAAAUAUUUACAUGCAUCCAAUGGGCUCAAAAGGUUUGCCUGGCUCUGUGGGUUUUAAGAGUUUUGUUUUUAAGCCAGGUAUUAGACUUAUACAACACAGCAGCUUAAUGGCUCAGUGUCCUUAAAGGUAAGAAUCCCGCAUCCAACAUUUUGCUCUGAUGGAGAGAAGUCUUCUAUCCCCUUGGUACAGUGAAGGGAGAGAUCCCCUCCCUUUUUAUAAGAUGAAAAAAUCUGGCUUACUCUGGAGAAGAAAUUAACAGUGACAGAAAUUCCUGAUUCAGAUUCAGUUUGAUGAAAAAAUUAAAGUUUUAUACUCUCAAAUCGGGAAAAAAGAGCUUCAAUUAAGUGUAGUGCUAUGCAAAUACACGUAGUAGUACUUUCAAGUCUGUGUUGGUACAUUCAUGCACUAUUGCACCAUGCAGUCCAGAUACAGUGCUGCUUGGAAAGUGGAUGUGCCAGCAGUGUCAUUUUCCUAAUAGAGCUUUCAGAAUACUGAAUCUUGUUGUAAAACAGAAUGUGUUUUUACAAGCUAGGGGAUGUUACUAUUGUUGGGAGUGGGAGAGCUUUGUGUAAUUCAUUAAAAUUAAUUCAUUAAAAGCAACAAAGUCUGUUAACUUUGGACAUGAAGGAAGGUCAUUUUUUGUGCCUCAGUAUUUUUUCUUGUGCUUUUAAUACCUACAUAAUCUUUUCCCUCAACAUCCUACAAUUUUAUGUAGCAUCUAAGAAAAUGCCUACUGUCACUAGAAAUCUAAAUGUACUCUUUGGAUUAAAAUAAACUUCUCCUCUUCCUGUA
This is a messenger RNA of Tympanuchus pallidicinctus (lesser prairie-chicken), 2262 nucleotides long. RefSeq names its product transmembrane protein 68-like. Bases 227 to 1177 code for a protein of 316 amino acids. The record is from RefSeq and is a predicted model, not a curated record. Lineage: Eukaryota; Metazoa; Chordata; Aves; Galliformes; Phasianidae. Gene Ontology annotation, cellular component: membrane. The transcript has 7 exons. Gene Ontology annotation, molecular function: acyltransferase activity.